AUGCCAAUCAAGCUACGCCACCAGAAGCCCUUCUGGCUUGCUGCCAUCGAGCAGCCAAAGCAAUUCGACCUCUUCAUCAUCACCGAGCUGAUGGCCGCAAUAUUUAUCCUCGCUCUUUGCCUUGCUUAUGCCUUCACGAGAUCGAUCGCAAAUCACAAGUCACUUACCUAUCACAUUGCCAAUCUGAGCGGUGUCUAUUCUGUCUAUUGGUACUUUGCUUCCCUAGGACAAGAUCUCGCUGUUGGUCACGAGCGCGACAUCACCUGGCAUCAAUAUACCUCACUGGCGUUCGGGAUCGCGAUUGCUGUCAGUAUAAUCAUAGUCCCCACCGGCCCGCCUCUCUACCAGGACCUGUCGAAACUAUACACCAAAGCAGUCACCGAAAAGAUCCACGAGACUGGAAUUAACGAUCCCAAAAUCCCCAACGUCAAUGCAGAGGCAAAUGCUUCGAUUUUGAGCAAAGCCAUUUUCCAUUUCGUCUACCCAACCAUAGCCAAGACUUCGAAGAUGGAUCAAGCGGAUUUACAAGAUUUACCAGCUGCUCAUGCUUACUUCAGGACCCAGAAUGUUCUGCAUGAAUCGGUCGUCGUCAAUGACCAGAGUGGAGUGAGGCUGAGCAAGUACCCGACUCUCGGACUCCUCUGGACAGUGUGGCGUCCUGAGAGGGCAAGAAUCUCACACGUCCCAACAGUACUCCUCAUCGAAGUCAUCCUUGGACCGAUCUAUUACCUUCCUCACCUUUGUACGCAGCAAAUUUUGUGGCUCAUCGAUAACGGCUCCAUACGGUCUAAUCUCUACGCUUACGCCGGACUGUUCACUGCCUCAAGACUGUUAUUGUCCAUUCUCCAGUACAAAGCGUACAACUACUCCACACUCUAUGCGAGUCCGAGGAUCAAUUGUCAUUCGGCUUUUCUGCUAUACCAGAAACUGCUCACACGCAAUACAUAUGCCUCGCCCUCGCCUACCUUGGACAGCAAGAUCAAAUCUGUACACAAAAAGGCGGACAUCCUCAAUCUCAUCUCCUCUGACAGUUCGGCACUGGCCAGGCUAGGCUGGACAGUUGCACGAAUGAUAAAGUUUCAAGUGGAGAUGGUGAUCGGCUGUCUGUUUGUGUGGUACCUCCUUGGACCGUCCGGACUUUGGGGUCUUCUGACACUCUUAUUGACCUAUCCUCCGGCUUACUUUCUGACCAAGCUCCAAUAUCGAAUCUACGAAACACAGUUGGAGAUCAAGGAUGAGAAGGUGUCACUAAUGCAAGAAGCUAUACAAGCCAUCUCCAUGAUCAAGAUGACAGCGACCGAAAUCGUCUGGUACCGCCGCAUCAUGUCUGUUCGUGAGAGAGAAAUUGCAAAGAUCACUCAAGCCCGAUUGGUUGGCUAUCUCUCGGGAAUACUUUAUGAUAUCUCGCCGACAUUGGUUGUCUUGGUGGCAUUCGCUCAUUACACUCUAGUCGCUAAGAAGACUCUCACGGCUUCCAUUGCUUUCACCUCCAUUGGUGUCUUCGACGAGCUCCGCCCCGCUUUGGUUCAACUCCCUACAAAUAUUGCCGUUCUGCUACAGGAGAUUCUCUCGGCGAAGCGAAUCGCAACCUUUCUAGGCACGCAGGAUAUAGAGUACAUGCUUGAUUCGCCAGCAGAUGGUCAGCCAGUACCUCAAGCAAAGUCUCUGUUCGUUAGAGGCACCAUCACUUGGGAUGUCCCCGCAUCGACAGCACUUCAACCGGAUGCGGAUUCGUUAGCUCCUACGCCACCCUUUCAGCUACGCGACCUCGACGUGAAGUUUCCUCGAGGUGAAAUGACAUUGAUAGCUGGCAAGUUUGGCUCAGGAAAGACUCUGCUCUUGCUCUCGCUUCUGGGUGAAGUCAGACUUCUGAACGGCGAGAUCUCCUAUGCUGUCUCUCCCUUGAUGGAUCCUCUCAAUGAUGGGGAGCAAGAUUGGUCACUUGUGCUUGGAGGAGUCGCCUAUGUCCCUCGGACUGCAUGGCUGCAGAGUCAGAGUAUCAGAGACAAUAUUCUCUUCGGUUUGCCCAUGAAGGAAGAAAGAUACAAAGCAGUUGUGUUCGCUGUAGGUCUCUUGCCGGACCUCGCUCUGCUUGAUGAUGGAGAUCUGACCGAGAUUGGUGAACGGGGCAAAAUCCUUUCCGGCGGUCAGAAAGCUAGAGUAUCCCUCGCUCGAGCGAUCUACUCCAGAGCUUCGAUCCUGGUCCUUGACGAUAUCAUAUCAGCUGUGGACGCCCAAACCUCGAAACAUAUCAUUCAGGAAUGCUUCCAGUCUGAUUUGACAGCAGGUCGUACUAUCAUCUUGGCAUCCCAUGCAGUCGAGUCGAUUGCGCCACUGGCUGAGAAUGCGAUCUUCUUGCACGAAGGCAAGGCCAGCUGGCAAGGUACCGGUCCAGAGCUGCUCAAAUCAGAGCACAUGCUCCAUCUCAAGACCUCGGGAGCCGCUGAAGCCACUCCUGAAGAGACAAUCAUCGAUGAAACCACCUCGACCCUUUUCGGGACAUGUACCGAGUACGUUGUCAAGCCGCGUAAUGCAAAGACUCCAAAAGAACUAGUCAUCGAAGAGCAGCGAUCGAAAGGAAAUGUCGGCGUGGAACAUUGGUGGAAACUCAAGCGGGCAAAUGGAGGCAAUGUUUUCUGGACCAUGAUGACGGUUUUAUUGCUUGUCAGUGGUCUCGCCCCCGUGGCGGAACGAGGUGUCCUGGAACGGUGGACGAAUGGGGCGAAAAAUCUAAACGAGACGCACACGCUCGUGUUCUGGGUCUCCCUUUAUACCGCUCUCUCUUUGUCGAAAGUCCUCCUGGAGACUCUAUUCGGGCUAUUCCGCUUCUAUGGCGGAAUGCAUGCCCUGAGGAAGAUCCACUCAACGAUGCUCGACAAGAUGCUUCGAGCGAAAAUGACGUUCUUCUCUAAGACCAGAGCAGGAUCUAUCAUUCAGCGAUUCGGGACCGAUUUAUUUGACAUCACAUCGUGUUCUGAAUUAAUGGGAGAGACCGCUGAGAUCAUCCUCGGGAUCAUUAUCAGUACUGCCUCAAUUACACUUGCUGCCGGAUGGUCAUUCGCCGUGUCUAUCCUCCUGCUCUUUAUGAUUGUUUGGAAACCGAGCACAUGGUAUCGAUCCUCUUCCCGACAGAUCCGACGACUUCAAUCAGUCAUACCAGGACCUAUCAACGCGCACUAUGGUGAAUCCGUUGCCGGGGCAGCAGUCAUCCGCGCCUUCGGCGUUCAGUCCAUUUUCGUCAAUGAGCUGCUGCAAAUGCUAAAUAUGAAGAUCAACGUCAACGCUUGGAGUUGGUACAUUGGGAGAUGGCUCGCGAUCAACUUGCGCUUGAUGGACAUUGUUACCAUGUCCUCUGCCCUCGGUCUCAUUAUCACUUCGUCUGAUAUGACUGGUUCCAGGGCAGGUUUCAUUCUCAUUUUCGCGAGCGGCAUCACAUACAGCGUUCAGUGGAUCAUGAUGAAUCUUCGGUCAUUUGAGCUCCAUGGUGUCAGUCUGGAAAGAGUCGCGGAGUACGAGAAUUUGGACACCGAAGACAUCGACUCUCUGGAGCAGGAUGGAGAUUCUCGACCUGAGGAUUCUCGACCUGACGGGCAAUACGCCGGGGGAUCGGAGCUAGCAUAUUGGCCGGACGUCGGUGCCAUCCACAUAAAGGACCUCUGUGCGCGGUAUGGUGCCGACAUGCCGGACAUUCUGCACGAUGUCUCGUUCGAAGUUCGAGGAGGAGAACGGAUCGGUAUCUCAUUUUUCUCAUUCGUGGAUGUGCCCAAAGGCAAGAUCGAGAUCGACGGGAAGAACAUCUACGAUCUCCCAGUCGGUCUCGUGAGAUCACGAUUAGGUAUCAUUUCUCAAGAUCCGAUCUUGCUCAGUGGGACGCUGAGACUCAACCUGGACGUUUAUGGCCAAUUCACCGACGCUGAGCUGUACGGCGCUUUGCACAACGUCCAGCUUCUCAAAGAUUCUCCAGACCAGUCAGAAAUCUCCGAGACCUCUGACAGCAGCAGUGCGACGGCAGUCGAAAGUGAAGAAGAUCAACUGAAUAUUUUUGCCAACCUCAAUACGGAGAUCAAGUCAGGUGGAGAGAACCUCUCAGCCGGACAGAAACAGCUGGUCGUACUUGCUAGGCCCCUGCUUCAGCGACACAAAGUCUUGAUUCUGGACGAAGCUACUGCCAGCAUUGAUUCUGCCACGGAUGGUGAGAUCAGUCGCGUCGUUCACGAAGAAUUUCAAGGGGUGACGAUCCUGAUCAUCGCGCAUCGUCUGAGGACUAUUAUGCCUUGCUCCAAGGUCAUUGUUAUGGAUCAAGGUCGACUCAUCCAACAAGGUUCGCCCUUCGAGCUCAUAAAACAGUCUGGCAAGUUUCAAAGCCUUUGUCAAGCUGCCGGUCAAGAGGAAUACCGACAGUUGACCUCGCUCGCUGAAGAGUCAGCUGCUGCGCUGGACCUCUAGCUGACAAGCUGACAAGAGAAAACUAAGCUGAUUGGAUAU
This is a messenger RNA of Kockovaella imperatae, 4485 nucleotides long. Its product is annotated as P-loop containing nucleoside triphosphate hydrolase protein. The coding region runs from base 1 to 4446 and encodes 1481 amino acids. Gene Ontology annotation, biological process: transmembrane transport. The record is from RefSeq and is a predicted model, not a curated record. Gene Ontology annotation, cellular component: fungal-type vacuole membrane; fungal-type vacuole. NCBI's taxonomy places the organism in Eukaryota, Fungi, Basidiomycota, Tremellomycetes, Tremellales, Cuniculitremaceae. Gene Ontology annotation, molecular function: ATP hydrolysis activity; ABC-type peptide transporter activity; ATP binding. The transcript has 25 exons.